This is a messenger RNA of Rhodotorula toruloides NP11, 732 nucleotides long. RefSeq names its product carbonate dehydratase. The record is from RefSeq and is a predicted model, not a curated record. Gene Ontology annotation, molecular function: zinc ion binding; carbonate dehydratase activity. Bases 1 to 732 code for a protein of 243 amino acids. Lineage: Eukaryota; Fungi; Basidiomycota; Microbotryomycetes; Sporidiobolales; Sporidiobolaceae. The transcript has 7 exons. Gene Ontology annotation, biological process: cellular response to oxidative stress; cellular response to carbon dioxide; carbon utilization.
AUGUCGUCCUCGACCCAGCUCCUGACCUCGAUCCUCGACGCCAACGAGACCUACGCCGAAGCGUUCGCUCGAUCGGACCCUGCGCUCCUCCAGAAGCUCGCAAAGGGACAGAGCCCGCGCAUCUUCUGGCUCGGCUGCUCCGACUCGCGCGUCAGUGCAGAGCUCGCCACCGGCGUCGCUCCCGGUUCAAUCUUUGUCCACCGCAACAUCGCCCAAUGCUUCCACCCAGGCGACCUCUCGGCCUCCGCAGCCCUCGCCUACGCCGUACACGUCCUCAAAGUCGAGGCCAUCAUCGUCUGCGGUCACACGGGAUGCGGAGGCGUCAGGGCUGGUAUGCAGGCUGCGGUUGAGAGCAAGCAGCGUGAGGACAAGGGCGAGAAGGUUGAGCCGCCCAAGCCGGGAAGUGUCGAGGAUACGAUCGCCAAAUGGAUUGCGCCGAUCAAGUCCCUCGCCUCCACUCAACUCCCCUCCUGCUCCUCCGACCCGCUCGAAGCCCUCGAACUCGCGCACCUCACCGACUCCCACGUCCGCGACACCGUCAAAGCCGUCGCAGACUCUGACCUCGUCCGUGCCGCGUGGGAUGAGGGGAGGGACUUGAGCGUUCAUGGGUGGGUGUAUCACGUCGGGACGGCCAAGUUGAGGGAUCUGGACUGCGGGUGGAAGGGAGUUGGCGUCCGCGCAGACUCGCUCUCCCGCCCCUCGACCUACGCCGAGUCUGAGCCACGCGAGUAG